Molecule: messenger RNA, 5233 nt
Organism: Rhopilema esculentum
Lineage: Eukaryota; Metazoa; Cnidaria; Scyphozoa; Rhizostomeae; Rhizostomatidae
Product: spindle assembly abnormal protein 6 homolog
Biological process (GO): centriole replication
Cellular component (GO): centriole; centrosome
Source: RefSeq, a predicted model, not a curated record
CCGAAACCAGUCAAAAUUUUGGUUAGAUCCUUGUCUGUGAUGUAUCAAAUAUGACAUCGGGUCAUGCAUGAGAAUUAUUUAUUUCUGCGUGUGGCUAAGAUAUGGUUAUCGUCAUGUUGUUGUAGGAAUCUACGAAUAAUCCAAUUCAAUGUCUUGGCUCAAUGAAAAAGGCGCCAAAACAGAUUGUGUUCAAAGAUGGCGGACGAUCAUCAGAUCUGGACACCUCUCGUGGAUAAAGAUAUUAAGGUUGCAAUAAGACGAGACGGAGGUCAGAGGCAUGCAAAAUUGAAAAUUUUUGUUGGUGUUUGCCAGUCAUCUUCUUUAACAAAUAAAAAGGAACUCCACAUAAGAUUAACAGAUGAAAGUGAUCCAUUUUUUCUGCAAUUCCUUUAUCUUGGUGAAGAAGAUUUUCACAGUUUGAAAUCUCAACAAGGAUUACUGGUGGAUUUCUCAGCAUUCCCCCAAAAGUUUGUGGAUUUGAUUGACCUUUGCAGUAAAGAAGAGCAAUCUCAAAAUCCAAGAUUUUUACUGCAAUUUAAUAUAACUGGGUCAAAUUUCAAUGGAAAUGGACAAUUGGAUGUUGUUGAAACAAACCCAUUCAAGCAUCUCAUUCAUUUGUCAUUAAAGUUUUUACCUGGAAAUGACGAAGAGGUGAAAAAGUAUCUUGCAAGCUGCAUCAAAAUUUUAAAGGACAGCAAAACAGAAUUAGAAGACAAACUGAACGAUUUGGAAAAAGAAUAUUCAUCAAGUUAUUCAAGUUUGGAGCAUAAACUUUACGAAAGGACGAACGAGCUUGAAGAUCUAAAGUCGCAGUGGACGGUCAAAUUAAAUGAAGCAUCUUCAAAACAUAUAGCUGAGUUGAGUUCGGCUAAAGAGCAGGAAAUGAGAGUGCAAAACAGUUAUGAAGAAAGGCUGAAAUCAGGUCAGAAAGAAUGGGAGAACAAGUUUAGCAGGACAGUGAGCAAGCUCGAUGCAAAGAUAGAAGAAUUAGAAGCUGCUAACAAGGACUUGCUAAGCAAGAAAUACAAAGCAGAGUCGACUAUUCAUGAGCUGAAAAGCCGCAACUUUUCUUUAGAGGAGGAAUGUCGUCGCUCAACCAAAGAGGUCCAGACGCUAAGGAGACAAAACUCUAGCCUCGAUUCAGACAGACAUGAGAGGGACAAGACUUUGAACCAUCUCAGGACGAGGGUGGCCGUUUUAGAGCAAGAGUUAAAAGAUAAGGAACAGGUCAUAUCAAAAUCCACAGAAUUGCUGGAGACGUCAAACAGUCAACGACUGAUCAUGGAGGAGGAUCUGAGGGGAAAAUCAAAUCAAAUAAGUAAAUUGGAUGCCACAAUUAAAUCAGUUUCCGAUGAAGUUGUUAAGGGCAACGAGAUAAUUCAAAAACUGCAAAAUGAAAUUCGGAACCUAAAGUCCCAGGUGAAGCUGAAGAAUAUUGUGACAACGAAGCAAGAAAGAAUAAUCGAGGAGAAGGAAGAUAUCCUUUCAAGUCAGAAAAAAGAGAUCGCAGAAAUAAACGAGAAGCUGGCACAAAAAACCAAUGAGGUUCAAAAAUUGUUAGAAGAACUUGGGGAUACGAAGCAAAAAUUGGAAGACAGUCGAGAGCUUGCCAGGACCAAUGAAAAUGUUAUAAACUGGCUGAACAAACAACUGAACGAUCAGAUGCUAGGACCAGCACGAUUUCCACCAAAUGAUUCCACCAGUCUUCCGCUCAACAGCACUGCUUCCAGAAUUUCUUCAAUCAAACAGGCCUUGCACCAAAGCACUCCGUCUUCUGUUCGUUUUUCAAGUGCUUCAGGACCAAUAGUUGGGAGUUUCCAGAAUCAAGUGCACAAUCAGGUGUUGUACCGACCCCCGUCCAUCCGCAAGCCUCCAACAUGGCAAUCUCCACCGUCAUCCGAGAGUUUGGGUGUUCCAUCGGGGAAUUUCGACAGAAGACCGCCGCUUAGGCAAAGAAUGCCGGGGAACCAGUCAAUAAUGGAACAGGCUGAGCCUGCAGUUGAUCUCAAGUAUCUUCAAAGGCAACCGCAGCAGCAAGGGCUGCCCCGCGCUCAUCACGCAGACAGUGCAGAAAAUAACGAAAACAAUGUCGAAAUGAAUGCUAGAAAUGGCAAAACUGUCAAACCCUUGCUAGUUUCAACAAGAACGCGUAAAACAGAAGAAAUGAAAACGAAUGGCUUGCACAUAUCUUGACAUAAUUUAAUUUCUUCAGCAUAAAAGCAAUUGUCCUUAAAAGUUUUUUGCAGUUGUAUGCAUUAAUGCGAUAAAUCGAUGGAGCUUUCUCAAAUAUUUGUCGAAGUGAAAUCCUUCUUUGCCAAUGGUUGGUUGAUGUGCACCUUGGAUAAAAGAUUGUUUCGCAUCUGUAAGCAUGCUGACAUUUGUCAACUUCUAGGUCGUUUUCACCGACUAAUUUUGUUAAUAAUUUAACAAUCCACUUUAAGGUUUUCCCUAGUUCAAAAAUUACGAGUUUGUGCCUAAUAUUUCGGGCUGAGACCAAUGAUUUGUCUUCUUUUCAGAAAGACAUGAUCUCGAUACAAGGUGUUGUUGAAAAACAUCUUACAAGGUCGAAAUACCAGUUAGAGUCUUGUAUAUGCUGAUUCAUUGCAAAAUUUCCUGCAUAACAUAAUAAACUUUAAGAAUUUCAAAACCUUUUUAUGUGUAUCUUCUAGUUGUUUUAGACCUGCUGCUAUGUAGGACGUGGGCUUCACCUAUGUUUAUCUUCUAUUUGAACUAAUGAGAUGUAUCUACUGAUCACUGGAUGUAUCACUCUAUGUACCCCAUCGUUUGGUAUUCAGUCUGGUUGGUGGGGCAGAAUUUUUCACCGAGAAAUCUAGGGAAUAUUGCCUAGCAUUUUGCAAUCACAAGCUAGGUAAGUUGAAAUUGUUAUCAUCUCUUAUGAGUCUAUUGAAGUCUUGUUAAUAUUUAUAAGUUUGGCUUAAUGUCUGGUUUUGUUUUACGCUUUCUUUUGAGCGAUCAUGGCUGUGCAUUGUUUGUCAGGCAAAAACAGAAGGCAACUCCAGGGGCGGCUCAAGUAAAAAAUCUGAGUUCCAGGCCAAGGCUAGGGUCUUUCAGGCAAUGUAUUGAUAAUUGUGCCUAAGACAACAUUACUAUUCACAUUUAAGCAGUCUGGUACCAGGGGGGGGGGGAGGGUUAUCUGGUACUAUCCACUCACUAAAUCUAGAUUAUAGAUUUCUUUCCGACAGAAACCAGUGCCUCUGUGAAAAUGUCUGCAACCCCCUCCCUUUCUAAAUACCCUCUUGUUUGUCUUGGAUGCCACAGCAAAGUUUUCCCUUUUGUUUCACUCGCAAUUUGUUGUUUUGCCUACGUAGAUACCAGCCUAUUUUUCAAAAUAUGAUGUUCCGUCUGACCAUAGGUCUCUCUUGCCAUCAACGACUGCAAUUUGAAAUAAAGGUUGUUAAUGCUCCUGUAAAAUUAACCAUACCGCCUGGUCUCGUCUCAAAUGCCUAACAAUCUGCUAGAAUGCUGCGAGGGUCGUGAAAAUAAGACAUCUGCAGUCACCAUUUCGAAUUCAAAGUUUUGCAGUUCCACAACAGAUCACAAACAAUUGGUAACCAAUCAACUACUGGCUAUUGUACAGCUCUCUAACAAAUAUGAUAUCAUUUCCGAGUUCCAGAUGCUGUUUUGACAUCCGUGUUCCAAACAAAAAUUUCAGUGUUUCAAUUCCUUCACUUCCGAGGCACAAAACGUUUAUUUCCGAGUUCUAGGAUUGACUGCUGUUGUCCUCCACAGCGUCUGGAAAAUCGUUUCAAAAUCACGACAGAGAAGAAGGAAGGAAAAGGGCGAACGAAUCACAUCAAACUGGCAAUUUGAAGAUUUUGAAGAGACUUCGAUAAAACUUUUAAUUUCUAGGUUUCACUUUUUUAGUCUAAAUAUUACUAAUUUCAGGCACACUAUUUUUAGCUAUAUGUUGGAAAACUGACUGAGUUCUGUGCACCAUGGAAUUCACUCUGGGUCCGCCUCUGAACUCUAUCAAUCAAACCAGCGCAGAGGUAAAAAUGUAACAAGAUGCCUUCUUACUGAAAACGCAAUCACAUUUUUCUAUAGUUGUGACUAGACUUCUACUUUCCUUUAAAUAUAGGAUUAAGAUAGCAAAGAAGUGGUAAAAAGCCGGAAGAUUUGUUAUUGAUAGAAAAGAAUUGUUUUAAGUAAACUCGAAUUUGCUCGAAAGAAAUUCCAGGAAGGAGAAAUUUUUUUAGCCUUUAAUUAACUUGAAAGAAAUGUGUCCUCCCCUUGGUAAUUAUUUGUAACCAGCUCAUAUGAUAACCAUUAAAGUUAGUUCUUCAAAGUUGAAGAAAACCUUUUUAGAAAAUUUUUAACUAGUUUGUUUUGUGACGAUUCCUUACAAGUCACUUCUUGAAGAGGCAAGUUCUGCGGCAGUCGUGGUGAGCAGUAGUUGAAUACACGUGUUUCUAUAAGGAACUAAAUUCUGGGUAAGUGCUCAGUUUUUUUAAGUGUUUUUGCUUUAUUGCAAAAAGUUUCAUGUAGGUUUUUUAAAAAAUUGCAAAAGACCAGAGCCAAAGAGCUACUUUUUUGAUAUUAAAUAAAACGAAAAUGGCGAGAAAUGAGAGCCGAUUUGUUAUUAGCGUGAACAGAUCAAAGCUUUAGCAAGAGACACAAAACUGUAUACACGCUUUUUUCAUCAGAACAACCCUUAUAAGAAACAACAGGCUGGGGUUUACGAAAAAAUAAAAGAAACAAGGCAGGCUGAAAUUCAACAAAACACAAAAAAUAAAAACCAGCAAAAAUUGAAAAAGAAUAGCAACAGAAAACUAGAAUGCGAUAAGCAAAAUAGCAUUAAUUACUUUAUCAAGCACAUUUCAUGUCCAAAAACUACUAUGCGCAGGAAAUUCCAUUAAAAAAAAUCAGAAAAUGGAACGCCAGGCUGAAACUGGAGCCAAGUGUUCUUUAAAAUAGCGUGUGACGUAGCAACACAAUAGUAUUAGGUCUUUCACAGCAUUUAUUUUUCUGUUCUGCUAUCUUUGCACCAGUAUGAUAUGAUCCAGGGAAACGAACCAAAAUGAUAUGACCCAAUGUACUUCUUUGAAUUUGAAUUUGAAGCUUUGAAUUCAGACAUUUUGUUAUUAGUAUUAUUUGGUGUUUUCAUCGUUUUAAUGUUAAUCGAUUUUAAGUGUGAACUGGCAAAAUAAAUUCCUGGAUUGCAAGGCGCGGUUUCCUCCUACCUUCCUUCUGUUUGCGUAGCUUUCAGUGAGUA